UGCACCCGAGUAGCAGCGUAGUCUUGCUCACUUUCUCUUUAGGUCUCCUGCCUCGACUUCCUGAACUCCCCCGCUCUCUCUCUCUUCCUCCUCGAUCAGGAAGAGAGGGCUCCUGAACAAAGCAGCAGCCAUGGCCGCCCCUGAAGCUCCUCUCUGCUAUGUCGGCGUCGCCAGACAGUCCGCUGCUUUCCGCCUGAUGAAGCAAAUGGGGUGGGAAGAAGGCGAAGGGCUUGGGAAGGAUAACCAAGGAAUUAAAGGACACGUUCGAGUGAAAAACAAACAGGACACUCUAGGUAUUGGUACGGAACAACCAAACAAUUGGGCAUUUGAUACUACACAAUUUGACAAUCUCCUCAAAAGAUUGAAAGUGCAAGCAGUGGAAAACAGUGAAAAAGCAGUUAAAAAGGACGAUAACCAUGUAGGGUUAGAGACCAAAGAAUCCAAGGAUAUUCAAGAUCCAAUUGUCAAGCCUACUCGACCUCAAGGGAGAUAUAAGAAGAGGGAGAGAGGGAAGCUUGUCCAGGCUUAUUCUUCUAAAGAUCUAGAAGGGAUCCUUGUAAAAAAGGUUGAAGACCAUCCACAAAUGAAUGAAAGUGAGCUGGAGUCAGUGCUGGAAUCUGAAAGUGAAGCUGAUGUCCCAAAUACAGGAAACAAGUAUUUUUCACCACCACCACAAUGGUGGGGCUACAAAUAUGGAUUUGUCUCAGGAGGGCUUCUUGGAGAAAAAUCUACUAGAAAGAAAUCAGUCCUAAGUGAAAAUGCUGAAAAUAAUAAAAAGAGGACUGCAUUUUAUGAAGAAGAUCAAGAGAAUCUUUACAAACUUGUUCAAGAUAAAUCCACCACCGGAAAACAGGGACUUGGCAUGAAGGAUAGACCGCGAAAAAUUGCUGGUUGCCACUUUCAGGGAAAAAAGACAUCAUUCAAUGAUAGUGAUGAUGAAGAUUCUGCUGAUUUUGGUUCCUCAGCAAAAAGAAAACGUGAUGAGGUGGAAAAUGAUGAUGAGCCAAAGGUGAACUUGAAAAGGCUGUGUAAGCGGAUUCUUCGUCAGGUGCCUGGAGGUUCACUAAAGUUGAAAGAGCUUAAAGUACACAUAGAUGAACACUCGUCUUCCUUUUUUUCCAACUUCUCUUCAAAGAGAGAUGCUCUUGCUUACUUGAAACAAAAGGUCUCGUGGCUUCAAUGGAACCAAUGAUUCAUCAGGUAUAAGCUGCAGAUCAUCAGCUCGCAGUCCCAGCCAUUUGACAUUGCAAGCUGAAAAAGACUGAAACUAAAUCAAUUGGUUUUCAUGGGUUAGGUUCGGUUUGAUUUGAAAUGAUAUUUCAAGGAUGCAAUAAAGCACCAUAUCUGUAUGCCUCUAGCCCCAUGCCAAUGCUUCCAAACUUGAAGGUGCAUAGGAUGGCCAAUCCUGCUGGAUUCCUUAAAAAUAUUUAGUCUUCCAAAAGUUAGAAUGUGUACAAAAAUUACAUCUGAAGCAAUUUGCAGACAGAGGUCACCCUCAGUUGAACGAAUCUGAGUACUGCUGAAGUAUAAAUUUUUUUUCAUCAUUGCAAUUAAAUCACGUUUGGUUUGAGAAGUGGAACGGGGUAGAAAUGGAAUGACAUGAAAAUUUGAAUAGAGAGAAUGAAUGAAAAAAAUCAAAUGGUAAA
Molecule: messenger RNA, 1646 nt
Organism: Malania oleifera
Lineage: Eukaryota; Viridiplantae; Streptophyta; Magnoliopsida; Santalales; Ximeniaceae
Product: G-patch domain-containing protein 1
Exons: 11
Coding region: 131-1192 (353 amino acids)
Biological process (GO): regulation of ribosome biogenesis
Cellular component (GO): nucleolus
Molecular function (GO): nucleic acid binding
Source: RefSeq, a predicted model, not a curated record